UUAAAAUAUGAGGGUUGCCCUCAACAUCGAAUCGAUGAAAUUCAGAUAACUAUCAAACUACAUCACAACGCUCCCGGAAGAGUCAAUCAAGUCUUAUUUCAAAAACCUUAUCACGCUUCAGCGCUUUGAGAGAAUACAAUGAGCGAAGUGUGCCCAUCCGGAGAAACAAACCAGACUCGCGCAGCAUGCUUCUUCAUUCCGCCGUACAUCCAUGAGAGGAUUGUGGCUUCCGAUCUCGAUGAAAAGACAAAACUAGCCUCCAAGAAGGCAUUGGAGGUCGCAGGCAAUAUUCAUGACGGAAGAUACCAGCGCGCUGGAGUUGUUGUAAAGGUUAACGGUGCCCGCAAUCGCUGGGUUUACGAUUGCGAGCAGAAGGCGGAGCUCCCUGGCAAGCCAGUCCGAAAGGAAGGUGACGCUGCUAUUAAGGACCGCCAAGUCAACAACUGUUACGACGCGCUGGGUACGACUUACGACUUCUACAAGUCUGUAUUCAACCGCAACUCUCUCGACAAUGAGGGACUUCCACUAAAGGGUUGUGUUCAUUUUAAACCGUUUGAAGAAACAGUUGGGUAUGAUAAUGCUUUCUGGGAUGGGACGUACAUGGUCUUCGGAGACGGCGAUGGCAUCGCUUUCGACUACUUUACUGACUCUCUCGAUGUUUGCGCCCACGAGCUGACCCACGGCUUCGUCGAGCACUCUUCUCCUCUCAUUUAUUACGGGCAAUCCGGAGCUCUUAAUGAGAGCGUGGCUGAUGUGUUUGCAUGCAUGGUUGAGCAAUGGUAUAAGAAGCAGACAGUGGAGGAGGCGAACUGGAUCAUCGGAGAGACCAUUUUCACCGUAGCCUUUAAAGGAGAUGGAUUGCGUAAGUUGAACGCCAACAAGGCUUUCAUGAACGACGAAAACCUCGGGACAGACCCUCAGCCGAAGAACAUGAAGAACUUCUACAAGGGUAAGGGGGAUCAUGGCGGAGUACACAUCAACUCUGGCAUCCCUAACCACGCCUUCUACCUCGCUGCACGAGCUGUGGGUGGGUACUCCUGGGAGAAGAUUGGAAAAGUAUGGUAUCAGACCAUGAUAUCCGGAAAGAUCCCGCAGGAUUGCACCUUCGAGACCUUUGCGGAAUCUACCGUGGAGAUUGCAACAAAAGUAUUCCCAAGCGAUACCAGCAUUUCUGCCGCUGUGAAGAAGGCCUGGGAGGAUGUUGGCGUUCUCACUUAAACAUUCCGUUUGGGCUAUACUGCCGUGCUGUUUCACAAUUUAGUAGUAUUUCGGUCAUUACUUAAGAGUUCUCUUUGAG
Lindgomyces ingoldianus is the source of this 1297-nucleotide messenger RNA. RefSeq names its product protease prtS. The record is from RefSeq and is a predicted model, not a curated record. Bases 139 to 1218 code for a protein of 359 amino acids. Gene Ontology annotation, biological process: proteolysis. Gene Ontology annotation, molecular function: metalloendopeptidase activity. Lineage: Eukaryota; Fungi; Ascomycota; Dothideomycetes; Pleosporales; Lindgomycetaceae. The transcript has 2 exons.